ACCGGAUUUCCUAGCAGCGAGUACACAUUUUCUUGGUGCGCUCAUUUCCACCACUCUUAGUCACAUCCGAGCAAACCUGAAUCUUCUCCUGCUCGCGUUCUCAGCACGACGCAUCGCGAUGCAAUCCGAGGCGCCCGCAGCAAUGGGCAGCGCGAUUCCGGUGGUGGACCUGUCGGCGGGAGAGGCGGCGUGCGCCGCCGCCGUGGACAAGGCAUGCCGCGAGGUCGGAUUCUUCCUGCUGGCCAAUCACGGCGUGCCACGUCAGCUCAUCUCCGACGCCUUUCACCAGACACGGCUCUUAUUCGGCCUCCCACCCGACGCCAAGGCUGCCGUCCGACAGGACAGCAACAACCGCGGGUACACGGCGUUUGAGGAGGAGGUGCUGGACCCCAAGGUGCAGAGAGCGAGGGGCGACACCAAGGAGGGCUACUACAUCGGGGUGGAGAUCCCCCCCGACGACCCCAGGGCCGCCAAGCCCCUGCACGGACCCAAUGUGUGGCCAGCGGCAGGCGAGGGGAAGCCAUGGCGCGUUGAGCCCAGGUGGGUUGGUUGGUGGAUCACAUGGCGUGGUGAUGAUGAUGAUGAUGAUGAUGAUGAUGAUGAUGAUGAUGAUGAUGAUGAUGAUGAUGAUGAUGAUGAUGAUGAUGAUGAUGAUGAUGAUGAUGAUGAUGAUGAUGAUGAUGAUGAUGAUGAUGAUGAUGAUGAUGAUGAUGAUGAUGAUGAUGAUGAUGAUGAUGAUGAUGAUGAUGAUGAUGAUGAUGAUGAUGAUGAUGAUGAUGCGGGUCCGGCCAGGCAUACCGGCACACACGUGGAUCUCCUCCCGUCCUUCCGCCCCACCAUCACCGCUUACUUCACCGCCUGCCUCUCCCUUGCCCGCCGCCUCCUCCCCAUCCUCGCACUCGCGCUUGGGCAGCCGCGGGACUUUUUCGACCUGCCCGGGAGGUUUGACGACCCGAUAGCACUGCUGCGCCUGCUGCACUACUCGGGGGAGGCGUCUCGGCCACAGGAGGGGGUGCUGGGGGCGGGAGCACACACGGACUAUGGCAUGCUCACCCUGCUGCUCGUGUCGCAUCCAGGACUGGAGAUUUGUGUGGACCGCAGCAGCGCCCCCCAGCGGUGGGUGCGUGUGCCGGUGUUGCCCGGCGCGUUCAUAGUGAACAUCGGGGACAUGCUGGAGCGCUGGAGCAACGCCACGUGGCGCUCCACGCUGCACCGCGUCGUCGUGCUGCCGGAGGGGGAUGGGGAUGGGGAGGAAGGCUGCACUGCGCACGUUGCUGACACUGAUGACACUGGCAGUGGAGGUGCUGCUGGUUCUGCUGGUGCUGCUGCUGGUGCUGCUGCUGCUGGUUCUGCUGCGGGUGAUGGUGGCAGCAGUACCAAGGGCGGCAGUGAAACCCUGGCGCCUGGGCGUGUGUCCUUGCCGUUCUUCUUCGAGCCCAACUUUGACUGCGUCGUCGACUGUGUGCCCUCCAGAGUCGAUGCCGCCAACCCGGCAAGGUUUCCCCCCACAACCAGUGGCCACUACCUGCUCUCCCGCUACCAGGCCACUCACAAGGACUUGCACGCCUCUCUCAGAUAGUCCUGUCAGUGGGUGAGCAGGGGGCUGCGGUUCGGAGGUUGUAGCGCCACGCCACUGGUGAACACGCCACUUGUGACAGCACUACCGCCUCCCCCGCUACCAGGCCACCCACAAGGACCUGCACGCCUCUCUCGGAUAGCCCUGUCAGUGGGUGAGCACUGAGCAGGUGGACUAGAGUGGUUCUCACGCCACACCACACCACCACCUGCUCUCCUGAGAGAGGAAUGGAGGCCACGCACGCACAAGGACCUGCUUCGCAUGCCUCUCUCAAGUAGCCCAUGCAUGCACCAUACCCCUCCCCUUGCAGCCAGACACUAACACUCUCCGCCUGCGUGCAAUCUUGCAAACUUCCAGCUAGAAAUGUAUCGCUAGCGCGCUUGUACAGUACAGUACAGUACACUACACCACCACACCACUACAGUACAGUACAGUACACUUACUCUCCUGUAUAUUUCCCACCUUCUAAUGCUAUUGACAGCCACUCCGCAACCGAGCCCCAAUGCAUUUCCUGCAUGAAAUGUACCGAUAGCAUGCUUCCUCUCUGCAUGAAAAGGCAUUGGGGGCGCAUGAAGCCUCGGUGCAUGAAAAAGGAAUGCUGUGCUGUGCAACCAUCUCCGUUGGUGUGGUGGCUUUCGAGUCGACUCAAAAGUCUCCAACCCGACAGAUGUAGUGUGUGAUGUGGUGGUUGGAACUGCAGUACUGAACUGAGGUGUGGUGCAGUGCAAUUUCAGUUCAA
This is a messenger RNA of Closterium sp. NIES-67, 2315 nucleotides long. NCBI's taxonomy places the organism in Eukaryota, Viridiplantae, Streptophyta, Zygnematophyceae, Desmidiales, Closteriaceae. The record is from the annotation of a GenBank genome assembly.